AUGGAAGCGGUCCUUGAGCAGUCCAUUCCAGAAGCACCCGCAGAGGCUACCGAGGUCGUCGUACAGCCUUCAUCCGCUCUUCAAAUCGACCCAAGCCUCAUCGACCCCACCCUCUCCGUCGCCCCACCCCUGACCGAUGUACCUUCCACGUCUCCCUCGGUCCAACAUCCCCAGGAUGCCGCACAAGAGCCCGUCGCACCCGUAGAAGCCCCCGCAGCCAAUGGCGACGAAAUAGUCAUUGACGACGACGAGGGCGCAGCUCAGGCUUCCACCAAAGCCACCGAGGCCUCCACGCAGCCCCUCGAAAGCUCUGUCCCUGCGGUAUCCCUACAAACGCCCGCUCCCGCAGCUGCCGCGGCCGAGCUCAUCGGCGGUCCUCCCCUCCCCGAAGGACUGACUUCUGCUUCGCCGAGCGUCGCCUCCAACCCAGACAUCAUCCAGGACUGGCAAAGAUUAGACCCCUCCAAUCCCCAAGUCCUACUAGCGCUGUUUGACUGGUCCAUCCAGCGCUCAGAAAUCAUCGACGCUCGCGGCUGGUACGCCGCUAUCGCCAAAGAAAACCCCACAGCUUCACAACCCCUCCUCGCCCUCAUCAAUCUCGAAUCCUCCCUGACCAACUUUUCCCAAGUCGAAGUCCUCUUCGGCCAAGCCCUCAAAGGCCCGUCCGGCGGCAUCACCGCCUCCGCCGACGUCAACAUCUGGAAGGCGUACCUCCACUACAUCAGGCGGCAGAACCCACUCGGCCUGGGCACGCCAGAAGAAGAGUCCAAGCGGCGGGUCAUCACCGAGGCGUACGAGUUUGCACUCAAGCAGUGCGGAGUGGACAGGGAGGCAGGCGAUAUCUGGGGAGAGUACAUUGCUUUCGUAGCAGAUGCCAAGCCGAAAAACACUUGGGAUACCCAAACCCAGCAGGAUAGUCUGCGAAAGAUCUACCAGCGGGCGAUAUGUAUCCCGCUCAAUAACGUCGAGGUGCUUUGGAAGGGAUACGACGCGUUCGAGUCGAGCGUCAACAAGCAGACUUCCAAAAAAUUCCUGGCGGAACGAUCACCCGCCUAUAUGACGGCCCGCACGGCCCUCCGAGAACUUCGCAGCCUGACCGACGUCCUGCCUCACCCCAUCAUACCGCCCACACCGACAUUCUCCGACAGCGACAGGCAACUCGUCAACAGCUGGAAGGCGUAUCUCAAAUGGGAAGAGGGGAAUCCGCUCGUCAUCGCCGACCCGGAAACUCUAGCCGGUCGGAUUGGGUAUGCCAUGCGGAGAUGUCUAGCCGAGAUGCGGCACUUUCCAGAGUUGUGGCAUUACGCAGGAAAUCACUAUAUCAAGGAGCAGAAGACCAACGAGGCGGCAGAAGUGCUCAACGCUGGCGUAGUCGCUUGUCCCAAAAGUAUCCUCCUCACAUUUGCCACCGCCGAGAUUGAAGAAGAUCGCAAGCUCUUCUCCGAGGCCCACGCCCUCUUUACAAACCUCCUCGACCAGCUCGCACACGACAUGGACGCGCUCAACGACCGGAUCGCCCAAGAAGUCAUUGCUGCCAAGGGGCCCGAAAUCCCCCGGCCUGCAACAGACGGAAUGGACAUUGAUGGUGAGGGGCCAAUGGCGGUCUAUAACCGGGUGAUGGAUGAGCGAGAAGAGCGGGGACGGCUUGUCAGUGAGCGGAGGGGGAAGGAAGCGGACGAGCUCCGGAAUGCGAUGGGCGUGGUUUGGGUCAUGUAUAUGCGGUAUGCCAGGCGGGCCGAGGGGAUCAAGGGCGCCCGAGCCAUCUUUGCGAAAGCGCGCAAAUCGCCUCAUGUCACUUGGCAUAUUUACGAAGCUUCCGCGCUCAUGGAGUACCACGUCAACAAAGACUCGGGCGUCGCUAUUCGGAUAUUCGAGCUCGGCUUCAAGCUCUUUUCGGACGACGUCGACUAUGUCAUCAAGUAUCUCCAGUUCCUGCUGAAUGUUAAUGACGAUACAAAUGCGCGAGCCCUGUUUGAGAGAUCUACGCUCAAAAUCCCGGCGGACAAGGCAAAGCCGCUCUGGGAGGCCUGGGCAAAGUACGAGUACAUGUAUGGUGAUCUCGGUGCGGUACAAAAGUUGGAAUCGAGAUUCUCCGAGACCUUCCCAGGAGAUUCACCUUUGAAGCGCUUCGCCCAGCGAUACACGUACAACGGGAUGGAUCAGAUAGCCCGCCGCGACCUUGGCUUUGGCUCUCCCCGCCCACAGCCCGCCGCCGCACCGCAAGCACCUUUCCUUCCGCCUCCUGUACAAAACAUGCCCCCGCCAACUAUGGCAAUCGCCCCCCCUCCGGCACAAACCAUAUCCCACCCGCUCCCCCCACGCUCGCACUCCCCAUCUCGGAAUGGGAACGGCGAUUUCGGCGGCAACAAGCGAUAUCGCCCCAACUCGCCUCCCCCGCCCAGACGCUUCGAUCCGGGACCUAUCGCACCGCCCGCCAAGGGUCGAGGAUAUCUGCCGCCACCUGGAGGAGACCGUCCGCCUGUACACAUGGGGCCCGGCCCGGGACCGGGGUAUGGUGGUGCCCCUCCAAGACAUGCCAGUGGGAAUGGGAUCCCGCCCCCUCCUGGAGGGUACGGCGGUCCCGGGCCUAUGCCGCCCAGAGACGGAUGGGAUCGGUCAGGCGUCAGCAAGGGAGUCGCGUGGUUUGUCGGGCAGCUGCCUACUGCUAGGUCGUUCGAUGUAGGACCCGUGUUUAGGCCCGACGACAUUAUGGGCCUGUUCUCGAAUAUUGGACCGGAUGGGUUGAGGCUGCCUGGUGGAGGUCCGGGGCCGGCGGGUUCGGGAUAUGGGCCGCCCAUGGGCGGUGGAAAUGGGUAUGCUGAGCGUGAGUACCGCUCAUACCUAUACAGGGUUGAGUCAGGCUGA
This is a messenger RNA of Dioszegia hungarica, 2865 nucleotides long. RefSeq names its product putative cleavage stimulation factor, 77kDa subunit. Gene Ontology annotation, biological process: mRNA 3'-end processing. Gene Ontology annotation, molecular function: protein binding; mRNA binding. The record is from RefSeq and is a predicted model, not a curated record. Lineage: Eukaryota; Fungi; Basidiomycota; Tremellomycetes; Tremellales; Bulleribasidiaceae. Gene Ontology annotation, cellular component: nucleus. The transcript has 13 exons. The coding region runs from base 1 to 2865 and encodes 954 amino acids.